Molecule: messenger RNA, 5363 nt
Organism: Paramormyrops kingsleyae
Lineage: Eukaryota; Metazoa; Chordata; Actinopteri; Osteoglossiformes; Mormyridae
Gene: trappc8
Product: trafficking protein particle complex subunit 8
Cellular component (GO): TRAPPIII protein complex
Molecular function (GO): protein binding
Source: RefSeq, a predicted model, not a curated record
GGUGCAUCACGGGAAACAAAUCAAUCAGCAGGGUAACCGAGGUUUCCAACAUGGCUGCUUUCGGCUGUCAGUAAGGGAGUUGUUUUCAACUCAGGAGCGGUUCGCUGUGUAGGCAGGCAGAAAACAAAUCACACCCCGCUAUCUCCUGGUUCUUGUGCAGAGACAACGGCGGGGAGCACGAUGGCUCAGUGUCUUCAAUCCGUGCAGGAGUUUGUCCAGGACUCGUUCGUUCCCAUGGUGGCUGUCCUGUGUAGCGAAUAUGCGGAGAAAGUGACUCGGAAAAACAACCUGAAUUUCUCCGAGCUGGUGAGGCCUUUCUGCCGGCUCACAUCUGAAGGUCACAUGCGAGAUCCCAACAACCAGAUCCACGUGGUGAAGAACCUGAAGAUCAGCGUGUCCAAUGUGGUGACCGAGCCUCCCCACCAUGCCACCACUCGCCGGUUGCUCAAUGAGGUGGUGUCAGCCAGCCAGCCAGCCGAGGGCUUGGUGACUAACGUGAUUACGGCUGGGGAUUAUGACCUCAACAUCAGCGAUGGCUCGCUUAAAGCUAGUGUUCCUUGGUACUAUAGUUGGAAAGACACACUGAUGGAACUGAGCAAAUCCAAGUUCUAUACAGCCACGACUCCCUGGUUUGAGGCUUACCGAGAAAAUUUCCUCCAGUCCAUGCCAGCCUCCGACCACGAGUUUCUCAACCACUACCUGGCCUGCAUGCUUGUGGUGACAUCGCACGAGGCCUCGCCCGUGGACCAGCUCUUCAAGCUGUCCCAGGACCAGCACCGCAUCCAGCAUGGCAGCGAGCAUGCCUACCCCAAGUGGUUCAUCCCCAACACUCUGAAGUACUACGUUCUGCUGCAUGACGUCAGCGAGGGUGACGAGCAGAGGGCCGAGUCUAUCUACGAGGACAUUAAGCAGAGGUACGGGACCCAGGCGUGCUAUCUGCUCAAAAUCAACUCACGGACGUCCACGCUCGGGCCUGAUGAGCAGAUUCCGGAUCCCUGGAGUCAGUAUUUGCACAGAAAUAAUUUGCAGAACCAGGAGCUGCCUGAAGAGGGUUCUGCGGUGGUCGUGAACAAUGUUGAGAACAGCAUGAACGCGUCCGAAACUGACGGGCUCCACCUGCCCGCUAAAGACGAUGUUGGCAGAGUAAACAGCGACCACCCUCUGCAGUUGGAUGACCCCAGCAAUGUCGCCACCCACAUGGAAUGCAUCGAUGACAUCAAGCCUCCGGGGACGGGGCCUGCGGUCGACAUCAGGAAGCAGCCAUGUGCUGCCCCUGCCACACACGGGGCUUGCCUGACCCUUGGUGACCAUGACCGCAUCCGCUUAUUCAUCCAGGAGUUCACAUUCAGGGGCCUCCUGCCUCACAUUGAGAAGAACAUUCGGCAGCUCAAUGACCAGCGUAUGUCAAGGAAAGGCAUAAGUAGUUCCCUGAUUUCUGCAACAAAGAAGUGGUUUGGCGGUGGGAAGGUACCGGAGAAGAGCAUCAACGAGCUGAAGAACACAUCCGGGUUAUUAUACCCCCCAGAGGCACCCGAGCUUCAGAUCAGGAAGAUGGCCGACCUGUGUUUCUUGGUGCAGCACUAUGACUUGGCAUACAGCUACUAUCAUGCAGCCAAGAAGGACUUCCUGAGUGACCAGGCUAUGCUGUAUGCUGCCGGGGCCCUGGAAAUGGCUGCUGUGUCCGCCUUUCUUCAGCCUGGUGCUCCGAGACCCUACCCCGCCCACUACAUGGACACUGCCAUCCAGACCUACAGGGAUGUGUGCAAGAACAUGGUGAUGGCUGAGAGGUGUGCCCUGCUCAGUGCUGAGAUCCUGAAGAGCCAAGCCAAGUAUUCGGAUGCCGCCACCCUUUUGAUCAAGAUGACGAGCGAGGACUCGGACUUGCGGAGCGCGCUGCUGCUGGAGCAGGCGGCCCACUGUUUCAUCAACAUGAGGAGCCCCAUGGUGCGCAAGUUUGCCUUCCACAUGAUCCUGGCGGGACACAGGUUCAGCAAGGCGGGCCAGAAGAGGCAUGCCCUGCGAUGCUACUGUCAGGCCAUGCAGGUGUACAAGGGCAAGGGCUGGUCUCUGGCCGAGGACCACAUCAAUUUCACCAUCGGACGGCAGUCUUUCACGCUGCGGCAGCCCGAGAACGCCGUGGCGGCCUUUCGGCACAUUCUGAUCAACGACAGCAAACAGGCCGCCUCGCAGCAGGGCGCCUUCCUCAGGGAGUACCUCUACGUCUACAAGAGCGUGAGCCAGGCGUCCACAGAAGGGGUCCUCCCCCAACUCCCCCUGCCCUGCAUCCACAGCUUCGCCACCAGGGUCUUCUUCGGCCAUGACCGGAGGCUGGCCGAGGGAGAGAAGCAGGCUGCGAGCCAUGUCAGCCUGGACCAGGAGUACGACCGCGAGCUGUCCCAGCAGUGGCGGGAGCUGGAGGAGCAGGUGGUGGCCAUAGUGAACCGGGGUGUGCUGCCUGCAGCCUUCCAGCCCACGCUGUACUGCCUGAGCAACCAGACGGACAACAUGCGCUUCCCCUUGGCUGUGGUGGAAGAACCCAUCAUCGUCGAGGUGGUCUUCAGAAAUCCCUUGAAGGUCCCCCUCAUCCUCACUGGGCUCUCCCUGCUCUGGAAGUUCUCCCCCAAGGAACCUGGGCAGCAGCGGGGUGGUGAAACCGAUGAGGUCGUGAGCAACGAGAGAGAAGUGCAGGCAUCUCAAGGGGGUUUAAUUACCACUGAAGUAAUAUCAGAGUUCCACAUGAGCCCAGAAGAAAAGAAAGUGGCUCGUCUCAAACUGCUACCACACCAGACCGGAGAGCUGCACAUCCGGGGGGUGGUUUACAACCUGGGUGCAGCUCCCCCUCCUGGUGAUGUCCUGAACAGCACUGUAGGGACUCGUGUGGAAGGAAGCAUCUUCAGCGAUGGCCUGUUCGUACGUGGUCGCCAGGACCUGGAGAUUCAGGGUCCAAGGCUGAACAACACUAAGGAAGAGAAGACGUCAGUGCGGCAUGGCCCGGACCGGCGGCUGGACCCCAUCAUCACACCCCCCAUGCCCCUGCUGGAAGUCUUCUUUAUCAACUUCCCCACGGGCCUGCUCUGCGGGGAGAUCCGGAAGGCGUAUGUGGAGUUCGUCAACGUGAGCAAGGUGCCCCUGCAGGGCCUGCGCGUGGUGUCCAAGCACCCGGAGUUCUUCACCUUUGGCAGCCAUGCAGCUGCACUCACGCCACUCAGCCCUGGGGCCUCCGAGAACUGCAGCGCCUACAAGACCGUGGCCACGGGCCGCGCCUCCGCCUCCUCCACGCUGGUUGCGCCUGCAGACUUUGGCACCGGGGCCGACGGCUCGCGGCCUGGCGUGGUGGAGAUCCCGCUGCCGGACUCCACACUCCAGCCCGGCGCCUCCGUCCAGCUGCCCAUGUGGCUGCGGGGGCCGGACCGCGAGGGCGUGCACGAGAUCAACUUCCUGUUCUACUACGAGAGUGCUGAGAAGAAGGUGUCCAAGAUGAGCCACCGCGUUCUGCGCCACACAGCUAUCAUCUGCGCCAGCCGCUCGCUCAGUGUGCGAGCCACAGCAUGUCGGAGCAACACUCUGCCAGAGAACAGCGAGGACAGGAACAGCGGCAUGCUGGUCUUCGUGGAUGUGGAGAACAUCAACACUAACGAAGCUGGGGUGCGGGAGUUCCACAUCGUUCAGGUGUCCAGCAGCAGUCAGCACUGGAAGCUUCACAGCUGCAUAAAUUCUGUCGAAGACAAAGAUUCCAAACUGACAAGCAGAGAACGGGGGAAGCUGUGCUUCCGGGCCACAAAGUGCAGGAGCGCGGAAGCUACCUCAGAUGCAGUGGGGAAGUACACGUUUGCUGACAUCAACCUGGGGAAUGAACAGAUAAUUAGUGCUACCACACCGUGCGCCGACUUCUUCUUCCGGCGACGGCACCCUCUGGAGUCCAAGAAGCCGCCAAUGUUGGGGAGCGCGGGGUUCGCUCCCCCUGCUGGCCACACAGCUGCGGAGCACCUGAGCAAUGUGGUGUGCCGGUGCAGCGAGGUGGACCUCAGCAUCAUUGUUCUCUGGAAGGCAUACGUGGUGGAGGAUAAUAAGCAGCUCAUCCUUGAAGGGCAACUUCACGUCGCCCUGCAAACCAUUGGGAGGGAAGCGUGCUCCCUGACACAGAAGGAGGAAGCUGAGGAGAUGGUUCUGCUGAAGUUCAAGCCAGACGUUCCCCCUCCGUUAGCGAAGCCAUCCGUGGAGCAGCUGUCCCAGCUGAUAAAGACAAACCUCCACUACCCAGAGUCCUACGACCACCCGUUCCCGCAGAAAAGCCUCUGCAUGGUACCUGUGACGCUCAUGCUCUCUAACUGCUCAUUGGCUGAAGUCGACGUCAUCAUAGACCUUCGGCACAAAGCCACCAGCCCAGAGACACUGGAGGUCCAUGGCUCCUUCACGUGGCUGGGCCAGACCCAGUACAAGCUGCCUCUGCGGGCCCAAGAGGUCCGCAAGCUGCGCCUGACAGCCUGCUUCAUCCACGCCGGCGUGUACAACCUGGGCACGCCACGCGUCUUUGCCAAGCUCGCCGAGCAGGGCUCCAUGUGCGAGGCGAGCCGACAGAGCGCUACGCCGGCGCUCAUCAUCAUUAACAGCGUCUGAGCCUGACCCACGACCGACACGCACACGCUGGACCCCGGAAAACAGAUUCUUUUGUACAAACCCCCCCCCCCCACCUUCCGACUCGUGUGCUUGUGAACAUGGCAGUCACAUGAUGUUAAAUAAACAUAGCUGUUUAUGUUCUGACGUCACAGCAUUAUGGACUUUUAAGAGUUACACAAUAUGGACUUCAUUGCCAUGGCCUCUACCUUACCGCCUGUUGCCCCUCCCCCCCCUUUUUGCCUUUUCUAUGAAAUACAAAUAAAGAUGGAGGGAGGCCUACAGAAACUCUUUGAACUGUCUUCCUCAAGUUGAUAAUUGGGGAGGUUUCCUGUGUGCUUUACAGUCACAGUUGAAGGGUAGGCUUUUUGUUUUCCUCUGCCUAAAAAUGUGAAAUAUCAUCUAGGAAAUGAGCAAUCUGGACCUGAUCACACAACAGUUUAGUUAGUUGUCUUUUGGUUUGUUGUAUUGUUGAAUUUGAGGCAUGUUUUUUUUUUUUUUUUUUUUUUUAAAGAUGUUCUGUAAGAAGCCCACGUGUUCCUGGAAAAAAUAUAUAAAUCUGGAUAUGAUGGCUGUGCUGUUUUCACAAGCACAAUUUUAAUUUUCUACAAACGAAUCAUUUUCCCAUUCUGUAACUCCACCUUUUGAUUAAGCUGUUAUUUAAAUGUACCUACACAUCUGGCUUUUCAGAAAAUGAUGUAUUAUAUUUAUAACAAAUUUACUGUAAAUAGAAUAAAACAUAACCAAUU